CCCAUUAGGAAUCAGCAGCCGCGUACACUCGCAUAACUAAUCCCAGCACAGCACGAGCUCACCACCCACCAACAGCAUGAGGCCACAGGUGCUGCUCGCCGCCCUGGCCGUCGUCGCCGUCCUGGCAGCAGCUCUGCCCCUCGCCCACAGCCAAGGCACGACGCUGUGCUGCGACAAGUGCGGCAUCUGCACCAGGUCUUUCCCGCCGCAGUGCAGAUGCAUGGACGUCUCUCCGACCGGUUGCAUCCCGGCAUGCAAGAACUGCGCCAAGUCCACCGUCGGCGGCCGCGACAGCUUCCAGUGCAAGGAUCUCAUCACCAACUUCUGCAACACCCGCUGCACUAAGGCCGCGUGAUUAUAUUGGACCUCUUGUCGUCGUCCUAAUAAUGCCCAUUAGCUUGUGCUUUUCCAGUUUCUUUUCAGUCUUUCCGGUUGACUCUGCAUCUUUAUCUGGGUAGAUGCCUAGAAGAAAUGAUUCUUGCUCGUCGUUCCUUCUUGUGUCUGAAAUAAACAACAUAUUUUUUUCCGCAAAAUCUUCAUGUAUGCACGGAAUGGAAUGCAAUAUGGAUUCACAUCCAAAUCACCAACCA
This is a messenger RNA of Hordeum vulgare subsp. vulgare (domesticated barley), 590 nucleotides long. Its product is annotated as Bowman-Birk type trypsin inhibitor-like. The record is from RefSeq and is a predicted model, not a curated record. The transcript is spliced from 2 exons. NCBI's taxonomy places the organism in Eukaryota, Viridiplantae, Streptophyta, Magnoliopsida, Poales, Poaceae. Gene Ontology annotation, cellular component: extracellular region. Bases 77 to 355 code for a protein of 92 amino acids. Gene Ontology annotation, molecular function: serine-type endopeptidase inhibitor activity.